AUGCGUGGUGUUACUGAGAGGACGCCUUUGACAAGGCGUAUGGAUUCGCCCGAUUACGUCGAAUUCGCCAGCGUCUUGAGGAAUCGACGAGCACGCCUCCGACAGUUCCAAUGCUGUGUCUGCGGCAUCCUGAUAGUGGUCUUUACCAUGGCUCUGGUAGUGUCCAUUAGUUACUCCAUGAGUCACAGCAAUUCCACUGAACCGGCGAUCGACAAUGCGACGUCUCCCGGCAAUGUGAGAAGUAUCUUGAGAUUAGGGUUCGCACCGGGCUCUACCUCGCACGCGUCUUUCAGCAGCACGAGUAGCGCAACGAUUGAACCUGUCCUGGUACCUGGCGAGGACACCUCGAUGAAAAGUCUCAGUCGCCAAGAAUACACGCAAGGAUUGCAGGCUGGUGAGCAGGCGAUGAGAGAGCGUGUGUUCGCGGAUAAGAUUGCGGCGCAGUCACCAUUACCGUCUCCGUCGCCGGAAUCCAGACACCGCUAUGCUGUAAACACAUGUCGCAACGUUAGCACCCUUGCCUUAGCAGCGGUGGGUGAAAUCGCGGCGACGAGGAAGAUUGAGAGUAUGAGAUCUACUCGCGAUGAACCAUCGGCGAUCAACGCCUUCUUCGACAGCGGCUGGGUACCGAGGAGCGUGUGCGAACGAUAUUCCGGCCGCACUUGUAGAAUCGGUAAAUACAGAACCAUUGACGGUACGUGCAACCGGCCGCGUCAAUGGGGCUCUAGCAUGACACCCUUCAGAAGAGUCUUGCCGGCUGAUUACGCCGACGGAAUCGAAUCGCCUCGAAGGGCACGCUCUGGUAAAGAGUUGCCAUCCGCCAGGGAAGUCAGCCUAAAGGUACAUGGACCCUCACCUAGCAGUAAUCCAUCCUUCACGGUGAUGUUAGCUGUGUUCGGCCAGUUCUUGGACCACGACAUCACCGCCACUGCAUUGAGUCAAGGUGUUAACGGAAGUUCCAUAGCAUGUUGUCCUCCGUCGAAACGACACCCCGAAUGUUUCCCGGUACAAAUAGGCACCGGCGAUCCUGUGCACGAUCUCACCGGUAGGAAAUGCAUGGACUUCGUGAGAUCAGCGCCAGCUCCGCAGUGUAAACUCGGCCCUAGGGAGCAGCUCAAUCAAGUCAGCGCAUUCAUCGACGGGUCGGCGAUUUACGGUUCUGAUGCGGCUACUGCCCGUGAUCUGCGCGAAUUCACCGGAGGACGCUUAAGAAUGCAGCUGACAUCCGACAACAGGACUCUGCUGCCGCCGAGCAGGAAUCCCAACGACGGGUGCAACCGAGAAUCCGAGCGACGUCGCGGUCGUUAUUGCUUCGCCGCAGGUGACGCCAGGGCGAAUGAGAACCUGCAUUUGACGACAAUGCACCUUCUCUGGGCCCGACAGCACAAUCUUGUCGUCGGGCACUUGGCCGCGAUGAAUCCCACUUGGAGCGAUGAGAAGCUCUACCAAGAAGCACGGCGUAUUGUCGGCGCUCAACUGCAACACAUCACCUAUCGCGAGUUCCUUCCCAUUGUCUUGGGUGACAGCAAGAUGAACGAACGUGAUUUGAAGUCCUUGAGUUCGGGCUACAGAAAGAGAACGGAUGACCCGGAUGAGCCGAGCAACAAUCCAACGAUAGCCAAUCACUUCGCGGCCGCGGCUUUUCGUUUCGCUCAUACCCUGCUACCGGGAUUGAUGAGGAUGACGGAUGUCGAGAAGGGCAUGUCGUCCUAUAUGGAGCUGCACAGAAUGCUCUUCAACCCGUACAUCCUCUAUUCCGAAGACGGUGUCAGGCGUUCGGUGACCUCUGCGACGAACAACUAUAUUCAGAGAUACUCCACGCAUGUUACCUCGCAGUUGACCAGUCACCUCUUCGAAGACCCCGUGGGCAACUCCACGGUGGCUUGCGGCCUUGAUCUGGUCUCGUUGAACAUCCAACGAGGACGAGAUCAUGGAUUACCGGGAUAUAUUAUGUGGCGGGAAUACUGCGGCCUGGGAAAGGCACAGUCAUUCGAUGAUCUCGAACGCUACUUGGAUCGACAGGCUCUGCAGCAGAUAUCAAUUCUGUAUGAGUCCGUCGACGAUGUAGAUCUAUAUACAGGUGCGUUGGCGGAAAUGCCGGAGUCGGGCAGUCUGGUCGGACCCACGUUUGCGUGCUUGAUCAUCGAUCAGUUCGUGCAUCUACAAAAAGGCGAUCGUUAUUGGUAUGAGUUUGCUGAGCAGCCUUAUGCUUUCACUGAAGAUCAGCUUGAGGAGCUGCGGAAGAGUUCGUUGGCGAAGUUGAUAUGCGACACUUCCGACGGUAUCACGCACGCCCAAAUGGAAAUUAUGCGUUCUAUUGGUCAUGACAAUCCUAUAAUAUCUUGCGAGGACAUACCAGGAGCCUCCUUUGCGCCGUGGAGAGAAAAACGCAACUCCUACGCCACGCGAAGCAAUAAUACUGAAGUCUUAUAAAUAAAGUUUACACAUAUAUAUAUAUAUUACAUAAGAAGCGUAAGAAAAUCAAACUUGCAAGCAUAUAAUUAUUUACAAUUGAACGUGCUGUAUAUUCUUUCAAGCUAUAAAGAUGUCUUUCUAAUAAUAUUUUAAUAUGUCUUAGGGAUUUUAAGACGCUAUAAUAUUGUCUGAGGAGAAUCAGAUUCGAGUAAUCUUCACUACAGACUAUUUUUCGUAGCAGCAUGAACGAGAUAUUAAUUAUAUUUUGCAAGUAUUUUUUUGCGAUAAACUUCGUACGCGUUUUGAUAGUUCUUUUAUACCUUU
Molecule: messenger RNA, 2739 nt
Organism: Harpegnathos saltator (Jerdon's jumping ant)
Lineage: Eukaryota; Metazoa; Arthropoda; Insecta; Hymenoptera; Formicidae
Product: peroxidase
Exons: 5
Coding region: 1-2433 (810 amino acids)
Biological process (GO): response to oxidative stress
Molecular function (GO): heme binding; peroxidase activity
Source: RefSeq, a predicted model, not a curated record